CUCAAAACUUUCACACUUAGAAAAAAAAUUGCGCCGGACCCCAAAACUGAAACACAAACCCUAAGCUCAGUCUCGACCUCCAUUCUCAAGCCAGACUCGAGCUCCUCCUCCUCCUCCUCACCAUCACAAUCCUCCCUCCUCCAUUCUCAGGCGAAAUCUGAAGCGUCGAGAUCCCGAUCUCGAUCUAAAAUUGAAGUAACAGCUCUGAAUCCUAGGCCCGGCCUCAAUCUGAGAUUGGCAGAGUCGAAGAAAUUAAAGAGGCUUCGAAUUCUGAUCUCCCUCUCCACCUUGCUCAACAGCUCACUCUGGUCUUCUCCGCCCUCUGCUCCUCAACCCGCCGAUUCAAUCUCCGAUCACGAAGACAACGGCUUACCAUAGGCUAGAAUUUGGGGUCGUUGACGGUCUCUAUCAAACCCUUACCGUCCGAUUUGGUCAAAAAGCUUCUCUUCCAGCUCCUGAAGGGCGUUGACGACUGUAACGAUAACAUCAUCCUCACUGAAACCUAGACCUAAGAAUCUGCUGCUUGACCAGAAACAACAGAGCCUCAAGAUUGGCGAUGGGAUCAGUCAGUUUUUUGCUUUCUUUUGCGAGUUUUUAUGCCAGAGACGGUCACUUUCUGUUACCAGGCGCUGGAGAUUUUGCUUGGGUCCACAGAUUACUCAACUUGGCGGACAUUUGGGCCCUCGGCUGCAUCUUCGGUACUUUCAAUUUCCAUUCAUACUUUCUUAAUUCAGUUGAGAUUUUAAUGGUUCAAUUAGUUGAUUGAGUGUUUUGUGUAUUCUGAAAUUGAAUAUUGUAGCUGAGAUGGUUACUGGGGAUGUUCUGUUUGUUGGAAGUACUAAGAUUCUCCCAGGUAGGGCUUUGGGGAUUUGAAUAAAAACAAUUUAUUUACUGGGAUUUAUAGCUUUCUAGCAUAUGGGUUCUACAUGAAGCCCAACAUUCUUCAUGGAACUUGUUCUUAACAAAACAUUAGGAACUUGUUCUACAGAGAAUUUAGACCCUUCUCUCAGAAAAAAGAAAAGAGACUUUUAUCUCAGAGAGAGAGAGAGAGAUUGGAGAUCUUGUCAGAUCGGGAACAGAAACCUGUUGUGUGAAGGUGGAGAACUACUGGAUAAAAUUUUGUCCAGGGGUGGAAGAUACACAGAAGAAGAUGCUAAAGUUAUUGUUGUGCAAAUAUUAAGUGUUAUUGCCUAUUGUCAUCUUCAGGGAGUUGUGCAUCGUGAUCUAAAGCCAGAGGUAAUGCUAGCCUUCUUUUCGGUGGGCAUGAAUUUGUUGUCAGGUCUUGGUGCAAAGAUUGAGAGAGAGUCCAAGCUGAAGCUCAAUGACUUUGACAAGGCUUGCCAUCUGGUUGUUGAGUAAAUGUUAUGCUCCAUUGAAAAAGAUUGAUAUGGUCCAACUAGCAAAGAUUGUAAAAUGCUCAGAGUCAUUGUGGAAGUUAAUUAACAUAUCAUACAACUGUUGAAGCAUGCGCGCAUUCUUAGUAUAAGCUACCACGAGCCAUGGUUCACAAAUACAGCAGAGUACUUCAAAGGUUGGCCAAAACAAGAGUUGGCAUGGGACUUCAACAUUACUGCGUUUCUUCUUCUUUAUCAACCAUGAUACAUAUGGAGCUCCCACACAUAAAUGUCUUCUCUAAGAUUGAUUUGAUACAGAACUAUGGAAAGCUAGGUAAUGGCUGCAACUUUCUUCACUUUUUUUUUUCCUUUGCUUACACAUGGCUUGCAAUGUAACUGUGUGGAAAGGUGAUAUGAUAUUAUGGGGUUUUACUGCAUUUGGAAACGAGUUUUCCUGCAAUUUCAUGUAUGUGCUUUUGACACAGGUACUUGCAUGAAUUUCUUACUCAAAGAGAUGAAUUUGACACCACUGCUUUGUUGAUCCGGCAUCUACAUAUAAUUGUUAAAGACCAGAC
Messenger RNA from Rosa chinensis, 1909 nucleotides. Its product is annotated as CBL-interacting serine/threonine-protein kinase 16. The transcript is spliced from 6 exons. The record is from RefSeq and is a predicted model, not a curated record. Bases 946 to 1359 code for a protein of 137 amino acids. Gene Ontology annotation, biological process: protein autophosphorylation; peptidyl-serine phosphorylation; intracellular signal transduction. Lineage: Eukaryota; Viridiplantae; Streptophyta; Magnoliopsida; Rosales; Rosaceae. Gene Ontology annotation, molecular function: calcium/calmodulin-dependent protein kinase activity; calcium-dependent protein serine/threonine kinase activity; calmodulin binding. Gene Ontology annotation, cellular component: cytoplasm; nucleus.